This is a messenger RNA of Amphiprion ocellaris (clown anemonefish), 2705 nucleotides long. RefSeq names its product ATP-dependent 6-phosphofructokinase, muscle type. The transcript is spliced from 22 exons. Gene Ontology annotation, cellular component: 6-phosphofructokinase complex; cytoplasm; membrane. Gene Ontology annotation, biological process: fructose 1,6-bisphosphate metabolic process; canonical glycolysis; fructose 6-phosphate metabolic process. The record is from RefSeq and is a predicted model, not a curated record. Gene Ontology annotation, molecular function: 6-phosphofructokinase activity; identical protein binding; monosaccharide binding. Lineage: Eukaryota; Metazoa; Chordata; Actinopteri; Pomacentridae. The coding region runs from base 98 to 2440 and encodes 780 amino acids.
UGACUCCCCUGAGAAGCAGAGAUUGAAGGAAGUGCACUCUGUCCUUUCUGCUUUCCCCUUUGUCGAGGCUACCUGUCUGCCCGGCUCCUCUGGAAACAUGUCCCAGAACGUCCACCCCACUGUGGACCCCACCAAGAUGGGGAUCGGCCGGUCCAUCGCCGUGCUGACGUCGGGAGGAGACGCCCAAGGUAUGAAUGCCGCUGUCAGAGCCACAGUCAGAGUUGGGCUCUACACCGGAGCCAAAGUCUACUUUGUUCAUGAGGGCUACCAGGGCCUGGUGGAUGGAGGAGACAACAUCCGUCCCGCUACAUGGGAGAGUGUUUCCAUGAUGCUCCAACUGGGAGGCACCGUCAUCGGCAGUGCCCGCUGUAAGGACUUCAGGAGCAGGGAGGGCCGAAUGCAGGCAGCCUGCAACCUGGUGGAGCUCGGCAUCACCAACCUGUGUGUGAUCGGAGGCGACGGCAGUCUGACCGGAGCCAACGAGUUCAGGACUGAGUGGAGUGGACUGCUGGCCGACCUGGUCCGAGCCGGUAAGAUCACAGACGAGCAAGCCAGGAAAUCGUCCCACCUGAACAUUGUGGGUAUGGUCGGCUCCAUUGACAACGACUUCUGCGGCACCGAUAUGACCAUCGGCACUGACUCUGCUCUGCACCGCAUCAUCGAGGUGGUCGACGCCAUCACCACAACCGCACAGAGCCACCAGAGGACGUUUAUACUGGAAGUGAUGGGCAGACACUGUGGGUAUCUAGCUCUGGUCACUGCUUUGGCCUGCGGAGCCGACUGGGUUUUCAUUCCAGAGAUGCCACCAGAUGAGGGCUGGGAGAACCACCUGUGCAGGAGGCUGACAGACCAAAGGGCCCGAGGUUCUCGUCUGAACGUGAUCAUCGUUGCUGAAGGCGCCAUAUCCAGAGACGGCAAACCGAUCACGUCUGACCAGAUCAAGAAGCUGGUGACUGACAGACUUGGCUUUGAUACUCGCACCACCAUUCUUGGACACGUACAGAGAGGAGGAACGCCGUCCGCCUUUGACAGAAUCCUGGGCAGCAGGAUGGGCGUGGAGGCGGUGAUGGCGCUGCUGGAGGCGACUCCAGACACUCCUGCCUGUGUGGUCAGUCUGUCGGGGAACCAGGCGGUCAGACUGCCGCUCAUGGAGUGUGUGCAAGUGACCAAAGAUGUGACUGCUGCCAUGGCUCAGGGCAGAUUUGAAGAUGCCAUUAAGCUCAGAGGAAAGAGUUUUGAGAACAACUGGAACACAUACAAGCAGCUGGCUCACAUCAACCCCCCAGAUGUUAAGAGCAACAUAAACGUGGCCAUCAUGAACAUCGGAGCUCCCUGCGCUGGAAUGAACGCUGCUGUUCGUGCAGCGGUCAGGAUGGGAAUCAUCCAGGGUCACAACAUGCUGGCUGUUCAUGACGGCUUUGACGGUCUGGCUCACGGACAGAUUGAGCCCAUCACUUGGACUUCAGUGAGCGGCUGGACUGGAAAGGGAGGUUCCAUGUUGGGUACCAAGAGAACCCUUCCAGCCAAAAUGUUGGAGGAAAUCAGCCAGAACAUCGCAAAACAUAACAUCCAUGCUUUGGUGAUCAUUGGUGGAUUUGAAGCCUAUGUUGGAGGCCUGGAGCUGGUUCAGGCCAGAGAGAAAUAUGAGGAGAUGUGCAUUCCUAUGGUGGUCAUCCCCGCCACCGUCUCCAACAACGUCCCCGGCUCUGACUUCAGCAUCGGCGCAGACACUGCCCUCAACACCAUCACCUCAACCUGUGACAGAAUCAAGCAGUCUGCAGCAGGGACCAAACGCCGCGUCUUCAUCGUUGAGACUAUGGGCGGAUACUGCGGCUACUUGGCCACUAUGGCCGGUCUGGCUGCUGGAGCCGACGCCGCCUACAUCUUUGAGGACAAAUUCAACAUUAAAGAUCUGGAGAUGAAUGUGGAGCAUCUUGUGGAGAAGAUGAAGACAACAGUGAAGAGGGGUUUGAUUCUCAGGAAUGAAAACUGCAACGCCAAUUACACCACCGACUUCAUCUUCAACCUAUACUCAGAGGAGGGCAAAGGCAUCUUCGACUGUCGCAAGAACGUUCUCGGACACAUGCAGCAGGGCGGCACUCCAACACCCUUCGACAGGAACUUUGGCACAAAGAUGGGUGCCAAGUCUGUUAUGUGGUUGACUGAGAAACUCAAGCAGUGCUAUAGACAUGGUCGUAUCUUUGCCAACACGCCGGACUCUGCCUGUGUGUUGGGCAUGAAGAAGAGGGCGCUCACCUUCCAGCCUCUUGCUGAACUAAAGGCAGACACUGAUUUUGAGCACCGUAUCCCCAAAACACAGUGGUGGCUAAAGAUCAGGCCCAUCAUGAAGAUCCUGGCCAAGUACGACAUCAAACUGGACACAUCCGAACACGCCGACAUGGAACAUGUGCUCAAGAAAAGGAGUCUUCUCACAAAGUAGACUCAGUCUGCUAAGUAUGAGUGCAAAGUUGGACAGGGGCAAACUUUACUUUCCACUGUAAGGUUCUUUUUCCUGUCCAGCUACAUGUCUACAGCCUUGAUGAAAGAGUUGCUGUCUUCCUCUUUCCUGUCCUCAAUGUGUGCUUUCUCACAGAAUUCAGUGUUUUGUAGCUCUCCCAAGUCUCAAAAGCAUAAGAGAAAUAUAUUUUACCAAAGACAUCAAGAUGUCAAAAAAAAAAAAACAAUUAAAGAUUUAUUCCAACAAA